Paramecium pentaurelia is the source of this 1860-nucleotide messenger RNA. NCBI's taxonomy places the organism in Eukaryota, Ciliophora, Oligohymenophorea, Peniculida, Parameciidae. The record is from the annotation of a GenBank genome assembly.
AUGGAAGAACUUGAAUAAUACUAUUAAGUCAUCAAAUUCUUAGGAGCUGGGGGUUUUGGAAAGGUAGUUGAAGCUGUAUACAAAGAGGGAGGAGGAGAACAUGUGGCUGUGAAAGUAAUAUCGUAUUCUAAUGUUUAAUCAGAUUCUUCCCAAAAAGGAUUAUAAAGUAGCCUAGAUCUUAUCAGAGGCUUAAAUUCUUGCUAAGAUGAAGCAUCCUAAUAUAGUUCAAUUUAAGGGUGUUAGAGAAACAGAAAAUAAGCUGCUUAUUGAAAUGGCACUUAUCAAAUAAGGUCCGUUGAAAGUGCGCAAAUAUACAUAAUAAGAAGCUAGAAUCAUUAUGACCAGUAUAUUCAAAGCAGUUUAGUUUAUUCAUGAACAUGGAGUAGUGCAUCGAGAUCUUAAGCCUGAGGUAACUAUAAUUGAAUUAAGAUAAGAGAAUAUACUAGUAGAAGACUCUAACGAUUUCAGUACACUAAAGAUUGUAGAUUUUGGAUUAUCGGCUGGAUAAAUUGUAUUACAUGGACAAUGUGGAACACUUAUUUAUAUGGCUCCAGAGCUAUUUAGUUAACGUGUUUACUCUAAGCCAAUAGAUAUUUGGAGUUGUGGAAUUAUACUUUAUUAAAUGUUAACAGGAAAGCAUCCAUUAUAUAAAGGAGGAGAGCAUUCUCAUGAUUAUAAAAAGAAACUUCUAGAUCCAAAAUGGGAAUUCCCUGAAGAUUUUGAUCCAUUAGCAAAACAUCUCUUUUUGAAAUGUGUUUCUUUGGACCCUAUUCAUAGAUAUAGUGCAAAUUAAAUCUUAUAACAUCCUUGGAUUACUAAUUCUAAAACAGAUCCAAUUCCAUUAACUUUACCAGAGAUGUAUAAAGCAUUUACUGCAAGAGAGUUAAUUCUUCAGAAAAUUAAAACUAUUAUGCUAUUAGUUUCAAUUAAAGGUUUAAAAGUAGACACUACGUAAUUAAUAUUGAUUAUAUGAAUCUUAGAUAUUUGAUGAAACAAUAAUAAUAAUUAUAGACCAAUACUUCAAAUUUAUUAGAUAAAGAUUAUAUUAAAGAGAUGCUCAGAGAAUAAUAAGCAUUAAAAGAAAAUAAAAAUAUUCCACCUAUUAAAUAAUAAUUGAGAUAUGAAAAGAUAUUAUAAGUAUUUAUAAUAUCAAUAUUUUAAGAGAAUCUAAGAAAAUGGAGUGAAAGAACCAGAAGAAAAGUGUUUAUCUAAAAAUUCUUAACAUGUGCAUACUAAUGAAAACAGUUAACCUUCUUCUUCUCAAAAGUCUUUGAAUAGCAGUGUUAUUCAUCAUGAUUUAAAUCUUAAAGAACAACUUUAUAUAUAAACUGGAAACAAACAUCAUUUUAAAAAGAGACUUUUCAAAAAAACUCAUUAAAGUGAUAAAAAAAGGAUAUCAAAUCCAUUUGUAAUACCAGCACUUCGUUCAAGAUCAAAUACAGCUAAUCAUAAAACUGAAUCAAAAUAGGUUUAACCAUAACAUUUUGAAUCUCCAAAAAAACCAAUCUCUAUGAUUCGUUCUUUUAAAUAAUAGAUUAAUUCUUAACAAUAAUAAUAAUAAUAAUAAUAAAGCCAAUCUCCUAUUAGAAAACCUCCAGAUAUCAAAAAUAGAAGCAACAGUUCAACUAAAAAAUUAAGUAUGGUAGAAUAAGAAUGUAUAGAUGCUUACCGUUUCGAUUAAGAUAGUAUACUAUUAUUUUUAUUAAUCUCAUAGAAGUUAUACAUAGUAUGUUCAUGCCAAGAGUGUUUAAUAAAAAAAUACUACCAUUUUCAAGAAAUUUUUAAUAAAGACUUCCUGUUUAACCCCAAAGUUUAGAAUUAAAUAUACUUAAACCACCACUACCUAAAAAAGUUAUCUGA